UAUAAAAAGUGCAGAUGCCUUGUUGAUGUCCUCCUCUUCUUUUGAUUUCCUUUUUCCCGUUCAGCUGGGUGAGAGAAGGUGAGAGAAGAGUGUUCAGGCUAGAGAGAAGAGAGGGAGAGAAAGGAGAGUGGGAGUGAGAGAUGUCGGACGACGACCAUCACUUUGAGUCCAAGGCCGAUGCUGGCGCGUCCAAGACCUACCCUCAGCAAGCUGGAACCAUCCGUAAGAACGGAUACAUCGUGAUCAAGGCCAGGCCAUGCAAGGUUGUUGAGGUCUCUACCUCCAAAACAGGGAAGCAUGGUCAUGCCAAGUGUCACUUUGUGGGGAUUGAUAUAUUUAACGGCAAGAAGCUUGAAGAUAUUGUGCCUUCGUCCCACAACUGUGAUGUUCCCCAUGUUAAUCGUACUGAUUAUCAGCUGAUUGAUAUUUCUGAAGAUGGUUUUGUGAGCCUUCUGACUGAAAAUGGGAACACUAAGGAUGAUUUGAGGCUUCCCACUGACGAGAAUCUGCUGACCCAGAUUAAGGAUGGGUUUGCUGAAGGAAAGGAUCUCGUAGUGACGGUCAUGUCUGCAAUGGGCGAGGAGCAGAUCUGCGCUCUCAAGGACAUUGGCCCUAAAAAUUAAACUAUUAAGCCAUAUAUCUGGCUACAUAUUAUAGCUAUACAAAGAACCACUUUUUUUUUUUUUUUAAUUUCCUGGUUCAGUACCACUGCGUGGUGUUGACUCAAACUAUUAAAAUGAUCUGGUAGUAUUGUAGUUAGAAAAACUUAGUUUCAGCUUUGUACAAGGGGGGAAAUGGUAGGCAACGGCUUUGAUGAUCCCCUUGUAUGGGGGACCGGAACUGCCCAGGGCCUGCUGCGGUAGGAUAAGCUAUGUUCUAUGAUGUCAUAUUCUUUUAUGUUUUUCGACUUAAAUAUAGAGUUCAUAACUUCAUAUUAUGUGAAAAUCUCAGGUUGCAUUUUUC
Messenger RNA from Nelumbo nucifera (sacred lotus), 963 nucleotides. RefSeq names its product eukaryotic translation initiation factor 5A. The record is from RefSeq and is a predicted model, not a curated record. Gene Ontology annotation, biological process: positive regulation of translational termination; positive regulation of translational elongation. NCBI's taxonomy places the organism in Eukaryota, Viridiplantae, Streptophyta, Magnoliopsida, Proteales, Nelumbonaceae. Gene Ontology annotation, molecular function: RNA binding; ribosome binding; translation elongation factor activity.